AUAGCUAUUAUUUUAUAUUUUUGAUUCGUUUGCUAAUUCUCAUUUUAGUGUUCAAUCAUCAUCUAAACACCAAGUGAGAUUUUAUUUCACUGAAAAAUUCAUCUCAAGUGGAUUUUAAUUUUCCGUGUCAAUUUGUUUCAUUAUACUUUUUGUGACAAUAAAUAAAGACAUGUUGGAAACAAACGAAGUAGUAAUAUCUGGUAUUGCUGGACGAUUCCCUGAAUGUAAUUCUACUGAAGAAUUUAAGCAAAAAUUGUACAACAACGCGGAUUUAUUGACUCUUGAUAACAGAAGAUGGUCUCCAGGUAUGUACGGAGUUCCGGCAAGGAUAGGAAAAUUAAAGGAAAUAAACAAAUUCGAUGCAGAAUUUUUUGGAAUUCAUACAAAAUUAGCUAAUGCCAUGGAUGUACAACUUAGGAUUUUACUCGAAGUUACACAUGAAGCCAUACUUGAUGCUGGCGUUAACCCGCAAGAUAUACGUGGAACAAAAACAGGAGUAUAUGUUGGUUUGAUGACUACCGAGUCUACAGAUUAUCAUGAACGUACACCAGAAAAAAUGACCGGAUAUGAAACAAUUGGUGCAAUUAGAUCUAUGCUAGCAAACAGACUUUCUUAUCAGUUCAAUUUUAAUGGUCCAAGCGUGGCUAUCGACACUGCGUGUUCGAGCGCGCUAUUUUGCUUACACGAAGCCAUUACCGCGAUAAAGACGGGGCAAUGCGAUGCAGCUAUUGUUGCAGGAACUAAUUUAAUCUUAAAACCGUCCACUUCAGUCAUGUAUCAUCGUUAUAAUAUGCUUAGUCCUACAGGAACAAGCAGACCUUUUGACAUUGGUGCUAAUGGAUACGUAAGAAGUGAAGCUAUUGUUGCUCUAUACAUAAAAAAAUCAACAGAUGCUAAACGAAUAUACGCGACUAUAGUCGGAACGUCUACUAAUACUGACGGCUUUAAAAUCGAAGGCGCCACAUAUCCUUCACAGUCAGUUCAAAGUCAGUUAAUUAGAGAUACUUACAAACGUGCUAAUUUAAAUCCCAAUGACGUACACUAUGUGGAAGCUCACGGAACAGGGACGGGCGUCGGUGACAAACAAGAGUUGAACGCCAUUUCGGAUGUGUUUUGUAUUGGCCGUAAAAGUCCUUUGCUUGUUGGAUCGGUCAAAUCAAAUGUGGGUCACGCAGAACCAGUAUCAGGCUUAGUGUCGAUAGCUAAAGUGCUUUAUGCAAUGGAAACAGGAAUUAUUCCAGCAAACAUUAAUUUUGAAACACUAAACCACAAUAUUCCAAAACUUGUUAGUGGAGAAUUGAAGGUUAUCGAUAAGCAAACACCAUUACCAGGAAAUUUGGUUUCUAUUAAUUCAUUCGGUGUCGGAGGAUCAAAUGUUCAUGUUAUUCUAAAAGCUAACGAUAAAAAAGCACAGACAAUAUCAUUACCAACACUUGAAAUACCUAGGCUAGUAUUUCUGUCAGGACGAACUAGAGAAGCGUUGACAGAACAAUUUGAAUCUAUUGAAAACUAUGCAGAUGAUAAUGAUCUGUUAACUUUAAUUAAUGAUAUUUAUAAAUCAAAAAUUCCCGGUUAUAAGUUAUCUGGAUAUUCAAUUCUUGGACAGACUCCUAGAAAUUUUGAAAUAGCUCAAGGUAAUGUCUCCGGUGAUAAGAGGCCAAUCUACUUCAUUUUUCCAGGUAUGGGAAGUCAGUCGUUAGAAUUGGUCGCCGAUUUGGUGAAAUUUCAAGUUUUUAAACAAACUGUAGACAAAGCACAUUCAAUAUUAAUUCCAUAUGACUAUAGUGUUUAUGAUUUAUUUUACAAAUCUGACGAAAAUACAUUUAAGAGUAUACUGAAUGUUACCAUCACGAUUAUUAUUGUUCAGAUUGGUCUUGUUAAUAUUUUAAACUCACUCGGUAUCAAUCCCGAUGGUAUUAUUGGACAUUCGGUUGGCGAACUCGCAUGCGCAUAUGCAGACGGUUGCUUUACAUUGGAAGAAGCUUUAUUGACAAUGUACUGGAGAUCCAAAAUAUUGAUUCAAAUUGACGUACCCGUUGGUGCUAUGGUCGCAGUAGGACUAUCGUGGGAAGAGACACAAAAGAGACUUCCUGAAGGUAUAAUAGCUGCUUGUCAUAACAGUGCAGACAGUGUUACGAUCUCGGGACCUAAAGACAUAACUUUGAAAUUCGCCGAAACUUUAAGACAAGAAGGUAUAUUUGCUAAGCCCGUUGACUCGAUGGGAUAUGCAUUCCACACGCCAUAUCUAAAUAAACUUUUACCAUUAUUGAGACCAUAUUAUGAGAAGAUAAUGGUUAAUCCCAAACCACGAACCAAUCGGUGGAAGAGUACAUCAUUACCCGAAAACCAAUGGAACACACCGGAAGCCCAGUUUUCGUCUGUAGAUUACCAUUUAAAUAAUAUAAGUUCACCAGUUUACUUUCACGGCGCCACGAAACACGUACCUGAAAAUGCUAUAACGAUUGAAAUUGCCCCUCAUUGUUUAUUACAAGCAAUUUUGAAGAGAUCACUGCCUCCUACAGUUACUAAUAUCGGUCUGACUAAGAAAACUAUUUCGAAUCAUGUAAAUUUCUUGUUGGAGGCAAUUGGAAAAUUAUAUAUUGCUGGAGCAGAGCCACAAUUACAAAAUUUGUACGGUAAAGUUGAGUACCCUGUAGUAAAAGGUACUCCAAUGAUAUCUCCAAUGUUGAAGUGGGAUCAUUCUAACGAUUAUUUAGUUCCUAAUUUUGUGGAAAAAAGUUCAGGGUCAGACGAUAAUCAAGUUGAAAUCGAUUUAAAAACAGAUCAAGAUAAAUUUUUAGUUGGUCAUACAAUUGAUGGUCGUAUUUUAUAUCCAGCUGCAGGAUACAUAACAUUAGUAUGGAAAGCUUAUGCAAAACUUCAAGGAAAAUGGUUUGAAGAUGUUCCAGUCAUUUUUCAGAAUAUAAGAUUCCUACGACCCACUGUACUUAAUAAUGAAGGUAGUACUCAGUUCAAUAUUAAUAUACUCAAUGAAUCCGGGGAAUUUGAGUUACUAGAAGGAGGAUCUUUAACAGUCUCAGGACGUAUAAAAUUAUUGACCCAAAAUUCCGAAGAAAAUCAAAUAGAACAUAUUACAACCAUUUCAGAACAAAUGGAAAUAAAUUCUGAAGACUUUUACAAGGAGUUGAGACUACGAGGGUAUCAAUAUAAAGAUGCAUUUUUAGGAUUUGUAGAAGCAAAUACUAAAGGCUCUAGAGGUAAAGUUGCGUGGACUGGAAAUUGGGUAUCAUUUAUUGAUACCCUUUUACAAUUUGAACUUAUAUCUAUAAAAACCAGAGAACUUCGCUUACCAACAUACAUUAAAGAAAUUAUUAUUGACCCCGUGUACCAUAAACAAAUUUCAGAAAAGUCGUCAGAUCCUAAAGAAAUUGAAGUAAACCAUUUUGGUUAUGCCAAGACAACACAAUCAGGCGGAGUCACUAUUUCUAAACUGAAAGUGACACCGGUACCUUUAAGAAAAAACGCCCAACUUUCAGCAACUCUGGAACGUCACUCAUUUAUUCCGUUUGUGUAUACAUCUAACGAAUUAACUACGUAUGAAGUUCUUUAUUCUUUAAUUGGAUUAUUUAUGGAAAACAUAGGAGUGCACUAUGUAAAAGCCGCAGAAAUCCAUAACAAUAACGUAUUGGCUACCGAAAUUGUUCAAAUAAUUGAAGCAGAGGCUAAUUUUUAUGUGGACUAUACAGUUCUUUCGAACAAGUCUGUUGAUAUCGAACAGAGCAAAUUAUCAUCAUUAGAUAUUAAAGUUAUUGACUUCAACAUUCAAAAUGAAUCGUUAUCUGAGGAAUACCAUUUAAUAGUUGCCGAUGAUACUCGUUUUGACGCUACCUUAUUGGGUAAAAUUUCUGCGACAUUAGCUCCGAGAGGAUUUGUUCUAUUGGUUGAAAAUAUGUCUACAAAUGCCCCAAACAAAUUGAACGCUUUGAAUCUUCAAAUAGCGACAGUUAUUGAAAACGGCGAUAUGAAAUACUACCUGUUGAAAAAAAUUUCUUCAAAAUACCAGUACACAACUUUAAAUAUCGAUGACGAACAGUUUUCUUGGGUGGAAUUAUUGAAAAAGGAAUUAGCCGACAUUAAAGGAGGUUCAGGCAAAAAAGUUAUAGUUUACAGUGAUAAAAAUAUCAACGGUGUUCUCGGUCUAUCUAAAUGUUUAGUGGAAGAAUUCAAUGGCGAAGAAAAUCCCAUUAGGUGUAUACUAACAGAAUCUGGCAAAAAAUAUACAUCGAACGAUUUUGCCUCAAUCCUUGAAACCGAUCUGUUCUUUAACGUGGAAAGAAAUGGCAUUUGGGGAUCUUACAGACAUUUACCAAUUGAUGUAAAAAACGCUUCUAAUAUUCAAACAACUGAAGCUAAAGUGUCCGUACAGUCCAAAGGUGAUCUGACAACACUUCAAUGGGUUCAGUCGACAAAAUAUACGAAAAACGACGACAGUAAUGAUUCAAUAAAAAUAGCAUACGCUGGUGUAAACAAUGUCGAUUUAGCUGCAGUAUCGUCAAUGAAAACCGAAUUCGGAGUAGAAUUUUCUGGUAUUAAAACUAAUGGUCAAAAGGUAAUGGGGUUGAUUAAAACUGGUGCUCUAUCAACGUCAGUCAAUCACAGUAAUGCUAUCGUAUGGAAUGUACCACAAAGUUGGACUUUGAGACAAGCCGCUACUGUUCCGUACUCAUACUUUGUGGCCACUUAUGCUUUAAUACACAAAGGGAAUUUAUCGGAAUCCAAAAAUGUGUUGGUAUUUGCUGAUGGAAACGGUGUAAACUACGCGGCUAUUUCUAUUUCAAUAUCACUCAAGUGCAAAGUGUUUGUUGUAGUUGAAACUGAUGAACAGCUUGAAAUGAUUAAGAAAAAUUACCCAAAAGCGAGUCAGUUUUCGACUACAAGGUUUGAUUCAAAAUUCAUUCACAUGAUAUCAACGAUGACUCUAAAUCGAGGGGUUGACUAUGUUAUUUUAUCUAAAUAUUGUUCUAACCGUUUACCAGAACUGCUUGCCGAUGAAGCAAAAAUUAUCAUCACCGAAAAAACAGACGUUUCAGUCUUAUCAAAUUCGCCAAAUGGAUUUGGAGUCAUAUCAGCCAAGUUUGAAGAUAUUCCUAUUUUAAACAAUCCGUCUGCAGACAAUAUUUAUUCAUAUAUCGAUUCAAGAAUAAAAACCGAUGUUAUCAAACCUCUUCCGUUUUCUGUAUAUCCAUACUCUGAUGUCGAAUCUGCUUUCAAAUCAUGCGCUAAUAAUAAAACUGGAAACAAGAUUAUCGUUGAAGUGUCUGGGGAGUCGUUGAGAUCCAAUUUUGAGGCAUACCGACGGGUGUACUUCGAUCCAAGCAAAAGCUACAUACUUUCGGGUGGCCUCGGUGGAUUUGGAAUGGAACUUACCGAGUGGGCAAUAGAACGCGGGGCAAAGAAUAUUAUUCUGUGUUCGCGGAGUGGAAUUCAAACCGGAUACCAGAAAUAUAGAUUAAGUAUAUGGAGAAGUCAAAACAUCAAAGUGGAAAUCAGUACAUUCGAUCUGACCACAUUGUCGGGAGCUAAAGAAACUGUAAAAUUGGCUAUUAGUCUCGGUCCACUCGGUGGUAUUUUCAACUUAGCCGGGGUUUUGAGAGACGGAAUUUUUGAAAAUCAAACAGUGGAUAACUUCCAGAUUGUGUACAACAGUAAAGUCUUAACUACUAAACAUUUAGACGAAGCAUCGAAAGACUUUAGUAAGGAUUUGGAAUAUUUCGUCACGUUUUCGUCUAUAUCUUGUGGCCGCGGCAACAGGGGACAAACCAAUUACGGUUAUGCAAAUUCUAUCAUGGAAAGGAUUUCGGAGCAAAGACAAAAACGAGGACUGCCGGCGCAAUCUAUUCAAUGGGGAGGCAUAGGUGACGUCGGAAUGGCGUAUCUAUUAACUCGUGGUAACGAAGAAAAAGAAAUCAAUGGUACCUUGGCCCAAAAAAUAUCGUCAUGCUUAGUGGCGUUGGAUACACUUUUAACACAAAGUUCAGCCGUCGUUGCUUCGCACGUGAUACCAACCAAAAGAAAACUGACAGAGAAUUCAAAAUCACAAUCACUCACGGAAAUCGUUUCUGGAAUUAUGGGCAUUCAAGAUCCAAAUUCAGUUAAGCCUACAUCUACUUUAGCUGAUUUAGGAAUGGAUUCAUUGAUGGGAGUUGACAUCAAACAGACUAUUGAACGAAUGUUUGGCCUGUCAUUGAAGAAUUCUGAAAUACAACAGUUGAAGUUCAGCGAAUUGGAUACCGUGGGUACCAAAUGAAAAUUUAAUCAAAUUUAUCCACAAAAUUACUACAUAAUUACAUUUUCGCAUGAUUUAGUGUGUUUUUGAUGUAAAUACAGUUUUUUUUUUAAAUUUAUGCUAACUAAAGUAACAAAAAACGAAUUAAAUUUUACUAUGUUGAUGUUA
Melanaphis sacchari is the source of this 6415-nucleotide messenger RNA. Its product is annotated as fatty acid synthase-like. Gene Ontology annotation, molecular function: fatty acid synthase activity; 3-oxoacyl-[acyl-carrier-protein] synthase activity; oxidoreductase activity. Lineage: Eukaryota; Metazoa; Arthropoda; Insecta; Hemiptera; Aphididae. The record is from RefSeq and is a predicted model, not a curated record. Gene Ontology annotation, biological process: fatty acid biosynthetic process. The coding region runs from base 170 to 6268 and encodes 2032 amino acids. The transcript has 32 exons.